AUGUUUUUGGAAGUCAAGUCACCCAAAAUGGCUGCUUCUGUACCUUAUAACAAAAUGUCUACGACAUCUCAGUCGGGGACACUUUUCACAAAAUGCUGCUGCUGUAUCCCUAUAAGAAUCGGAUGCUUCAUUUUAGGUUAUCUGAAUCUGAUCAUCAACCUAAUCCACACGCUUUGCCUCGUUACUCUUACUGCGUCCAUAGCAUUUUCAACUCAUUGGUUUAAUCACUUCGCUAUCGACCAACCACGUGCUCAAACUGAAAGAGUUACCGAGAUUAAGUCUCUUGAAAGGCCACUGCUGCUUCAUGUCGAAGUUUUAUUACUGAUUGCUCUAUCCAUGAAAAUCGUCUGGUUGGUCAUCAAUGUGGCUUGUUUGGUUGGCUUGCACAAGAAACGGCCUGGUCCCAUCAAGAUGUACGUAACGUUUGCAACUACACGACUAAUUCUUAUGGCUAUCGGCCUUGUAUACCUCAUUAUUCCGGGCCAUACCAGCCCUGAAACAAUUAUAAUUUACAGUGUUGAUCUAGGUUUGGCAGCGUACUUCAUAUUCGUUUAUUACAUCUACGCCAUGCGAUUGGAACGUGAGGCGAACGAAAAUCAAGAAACGCCGGAAUUAAAACCGAACGACGUCGUUUUCAUGUAUCCUACAAAUAUUGAUAAACAAGCUUUAGUUGCUUAA
Molecule: messenger RNA, 678 nt
Organism: Parnassius apollo (apollo)
Lineage: Eukaryota; Metazoa; Arthropoda; Insecta; Lepidoptera; Papilionidae
Source: the annotation of a GenBank genome assembly